AUGCGUCUCUCUACCCUUUUUGGCUUGUCUGCUGUCUCGCUGGCUCCCGCGGUUCUUGCGAACGCUCGUCAAGGGUCGAACGCCCGCCGUCAUCAUGAGCUCGCUAACCGCCAGGAGACGGGUCUUUCGAAGCGUGGCAUCUUCUCCAACGCAAAGUUCACCUGGUACGAUAUUGGCGUAGCUCAGGUCGCUUGCGAAGGCUGGCACAGCGAGAAUGACUUCGUGGUCGCGAUCAACGCCAUCCAAUACGGCACGUACUGGAAGAGUGACUACUGUGGCAAGCAGAUCUCCAUCACCAUGAACGGGAAGACCACGACCGCCACGGUUGUUGAUGAGUGCAUGGGAUGCCCAUAUGGUGGGCUCGACUUUACCAAGGGGCUAUUCGAGUUCUUCGCCGAUACUGGCGCCGGCAUCAUCUACGGUGACUGGCACUUCGUCGACGGAAGCGACAGCGGUAGCGGCAGUGACGACAGCGCCACGACGACCACCAAGAAGGCCGCCGCUACCUCUACCAAGAUCCAGGUUAAGGCAUCUUCCAAGGCCACCACCAGCUCUGCGGAGUGGACCCCGACCACGACGUGGCAGCCGGCGACGACCUCCAAGUCGGAGGAGCCGGCAACGACCUCCAAGUCAAAAGCGCCUGAGACUACUUCCAAGGCACCCGAGACCACGUCUGAGGCACCCGCUUCGACUUGGGUCCCGCCAGCGACCAGCGCCAAGCCCGAGACGAAGGAGAAGGCGGCAACGACAUCCUCUGCCGAGCCGACCGCUUCGGCCUCCGCCAAGAAGUGCGCCGCACGCAAGCGUUCUUUCGCGCCAGCGCACAUCCCCGCACGCCGCGCAUCGGCGUAG
This is a messenger RNA of Peniophora sp. CBMAI 1063, 852 nucleotides long. The record is from the annotation of a GenBank genome assembly. Lineage: Eukaryota; Fungi; Basidiomycota; Agaricomycetes; Russulales; Peniophoraceae.